CUUCUUUCCCUGUCUCUCCUGUAUCCGCUCGCCGUUUACCCAAACCCUUGUCCCCGCGCCGCCACCCCCAAGAACCUCAUCGGCUCCGGUCCUCCUCCGGCCGGCAGAGGCAUCGAAUCCCCCACGCCACAUCCUCCAAUGGCCACCAAGUCCCAAAAGAAGAAGAAGCUCUCCGCCCCCAACCCCUCCAUCGACGCCAAGGCCCCCUCCCCCAAACAAAAGCCUACCCCUCAGAAACCCGCGGAGGAGCCAGAGACGGCGGCGGCGGCCGCCAAGAAGCCGAAGCCGAAGAAGCAGAAGGUGGGCAAGGAGGUCUCUGCCAAGAAGCCGAAGGAGGGCAAGCAGGUCUCUGCCAAGAAGCAGAAGGAAAGCAAGGAGGUCUCUGCCAAGAAGCCCAAGAAGCAGAAGGAGAGCAACGAGAUCGACGAGAUCUUCGAGGCCACCAAGAAGCGCAAGCUGCAGGAGGAAGAGGAGGAAGAGUCCGAGGGGGACAAGAAGCCCAGGAAGGGCAAGGCCGAGGGGGCUAGCAAGAAGAAGAGCAAGAAGGAGACUGGGGGCAAAGGCUGGGAGCCCGGCCACGAUGACGAGGUCGAGGAGAAGCGGCCGCGGCGGCGCACCAUAUACUCCGCCGACGAGCUCGGGUUCGGCAAGGCCGACGCCGGCGGCACUGCCCUCUGCCCCUUCGACUGCGACUGCUGCUUCUGAGCCUUUCAGGGGUCCUCCGUGCCUGAGGUGAUGUAAUCGGCAUACGUCGCAGUGGUGUUUGUUGUAAUCCUCGGUUGAUUCGAUAACUAUGUGCUUAGACGUGUGAUCGGAUGAAAUGGAAUUUUGGUUCUC
Messenger RNA from Triticum dicoccoides, 837 nucleotides. Its product is annotated as protein TonB-like. The record is from RefSeq and is a predicted model, not a curated record. Lineage: Eukaryota; Viridiplantae; Streptophyta; Magnoliopsida; Poales; Poaceae. The coding region runs from base 139 to 705 and encodes 188 amino acids. The transcript has a single exon.